AUGGCGCAAAUGCUGGCCACCAGCCUGGGCGGGUUCAGUGUGGGCAAAGCGCUAGACGGGUUGGACAUGGAGGGCGCAGAAUCGACUGUGACUAUGCAGCCCGCAGCGCUGGCCAAGGAUCGCUUCCAUGGGCCAUUUGUCCUGGCGUCGACCUGCUUCCAUCUCGCCCCUCGGGAUGUGGCGUCGGCUGACAGGUGGACCGAUUUGGGAGAACGAUACAAGCAAGAGGCUCGGCAGCAUCUCGAAGUCGCCAUCCAAGAGGAGAUCUUGCUAUUGACUCGAACAAACUAUGAAAAGCUGCUUAUGGCGCUGCUUUCCACAACCAUGCUUGAGAUAUUGUGCGCCGAGUACAAUGAGGCAGAACAUCUUCUCCUAGAAGCUGAGUAUCUCAUCCGCACACGAGGGCUGCCCGCAUCGCCUAAAUCGCUCCAGCUACGCACGCUCCACCAUGUCUACACACAUCUCCGCGUUCUGACCGAGAGCACGUGCGGGUGCAUCCUGCGCAACAUCUGCCCUCAGAAGCCCGGCUCGCGGUCCAGUCUAGUGACUGAGGAGUCGAGACAUCAGCUGCGAAGUUUUCGCGUCGCAGACCAGAGCACCGAAUCGGACUUGCGCAUGAGCGUCGAGAAAAGUGCUGCAGCGGCGCAUGAUGACAUUCACUUGGAAGUGAUGGGCGACUGGCAAGACUCGCUGUUUCCGCAGUUGUACGGACUGCCAGAGAGUCUUUUGGGCCUGUUGUCGCAGACAAUUCGGCUGGCGAAUGAGCAGGAGUUGCUGCAGCGCGAUGCAAACGUCGACGUGAGCAUGAUUGCGAAUCUGUGCCGACGUACAAAGGUUCUCGAACAUAAUAUCCUUUCCUGGAAGAUGCCGAGUGAGAAUCUUCACAGCCACAACUUACAAAAUCCCGCCGAGAGCCAACCCGCAACAAACUUGGGCGGCCAGAUUAUCCCACGCCUGACUACGACGUUCCGCCAUGCCGUCACUCUGUUCUACUACAGACGGGUACAGAAUAUCAAUGGUUUGAUGCUGCAGAAUGUGGUACAAAAAGUGUUGGAAAGCAUGUCCUUGGAGGACGGACCGCACGAGGCGGCGCAGAUGCUCUGGCCGGCGUUUCUGGCAUCGUGCGAAGCCAUUGAGCCACCACUUCGAGAUGGCCUAGGCGGUUGGCUCAGGCAAAUGGGCAACAAAACCAGAAUACCGACAUUCAAAAUCGUGUCCGAGCUGGCAGAGAAAGUGUGGAUUUUGAGAGAGGAGAAGCAAGAUUAUACUCUAGGCUGGUUCGAUGUGACGAGCUUAGAAAGGUGCCCUAUUGUUGCCCUAUGA
Beauveria bassiana ARSEF 2860 is the source of this 1323-nucleotide messenger RNA. RefSeq names its product Zn(II)2Cys6 transcription factor. Lineage: Eukaryota; Fungi; Ascomycota; Sordariomycetes; Hypocreales; Cordycipitaceae. The transcript is spliced from 3 exons. The record is from RefSeq and is a predicted model, not a curated record. Bases 1 to 1323 code for a protein of 440 amino acids.